Molecule: messenger RNA, 1401 nt
Organism: Arachis duranensis
Lineage: Eukaryota; Viridiplantae; Streptophyta; Magnoliopsida; Fabales; Fabaceae
Product: E3 ubiquitin-protein ligase CIP8
Exons: 2
Coding region: 113-1183 (356 amino acids)
Biological process (GO): protein ubiquitination
Cellular component (GO): cytoplasm
Molecular function (GO): ubiquitin protein ligase activity
Source: RefSeq, a predicted model, not a curated record
AUUAUACGUUACAUAAAAUCAAAGGGAACCCAAAUCUCCAAAGAAAACAAUCACACUCGGCUCCUUUGCUUUCCAUUCCAGCUCCCAUCUCCGCCGCACCGGAAAGCGAACCAUGUCGGAGUCACCGUCUCAGCCACCGCCUCCUCCUCCAGCUCCCGAAGCGCCAUCGUACUGGUGUUACCACUGCGAGAAGCGCGUCUCCGUCGAGACACUCCCUGACCUACCUGACGUCAUCUGCGGUGACUGCAAGAACGGCUUCGUCGAGUCCAUCCCCACUCCCUCUCUCCCUUCCUCCACUGCCGCCGCCUCCUCCUCCGACGACCCCUACUUCGGCUCUCACUUCCUCCACGUCCUCCGCCUAAUCGCCCAGUCAGCGCGUGACGACGACGCUUCUCCUCCUCCUCCGCCUAGUCGCUCGCCGGAAAACGAUUUCCUCCGGAUCGAGCUUGGAGGCUGGGACAACGACGACGACGACGAGGAUGACGAUGACGACGAGGAAAACGGCAUCGAGUUCCACCACGGAGGCGAAGACCGCGAAAACGCAGUCGAGGAGCGAGGAGAUCGAGUCGGAAAUGAGGAACCACACGGCGACGACGAAGAUCUGCGGCGGAGGAGGCGCGAGCUGCUUCGUCUCCGAAUUAGGGAUUUGGCGACGCGAACGAGGAGUAUGCGGAACCGGAUCUUGGAUUGGGCCGACAUCCUGAUGGGCCUUGAGGACAACUCCAUCGAGUUCCGCCUCCAGCUGCCGGAUUCCGAUCGCUACGUCGGAAACCCUGAGGACUACGUCGACGCGGCGGAGUAUGAGGCCUUGCUGCAGACGCUGGCGGAGAGCGACGGGGGAGGGAGGAGGGGAGCUCCGCCGGCGGCGAAGUCUGCCGUGGAGGCGCUGCCGACAGUGAAGAUCUCGUCGGAGAGCGAGGUGGUGGCGUGCGCCGUAUGCAAGGACAUGGUGGGCGUCGGUGACGUGGCAAAGAGAUUGCCGUGCGGGCACGAGUACCAUGGAGACUGCAUUGUCCCGUGGUUAGGUUCUCGAAAUUCGUGCCCUGUUUGCAGGUUUGAGCUGCCAACUGAUGAUAGAGAUUAUGAAGCGGACAAGAGGAAGAACAAGAGAGUCUUCAAUUCUGCUAACGGUGCUUCUGGUUCAGGUGGCGGUGGCGGUGGAGGUGGUACCUUCUCUGGUUGAUGCCAAUUGGACACGGUUAGACAUAGAAGACACGUGUGUCGGACGAAGUAUCGAUGAAUGUCGUGUCCGACACGCAGAUGAAGCAAAUCGGGAAAGUGUCCGUGCUUCAUAGUUUGUAACCAAUCAUACUCUUAAGUUUCUAUCACCGCGACCUCGAUUAUGUAUAAACUCAAUGAGACGAUAGUUAUCUCUAGAUAAAAUAGAGAACUAUUCAAUGA